GGACACAGCCACUCCUUCACUUGCCAGCUUCAUGAUUCAUCCACACCAAUAAAACCUGAAGCACAUGAGGACCACAACCCCAUCUAGUCCACUGGAUUACUUUUGAAACAUGGAUCACUCCAUAAUCGGGAGCAAUGGCACUGGCAGUGUUGCUGCUGCUAAUGCCAUUGCUGAAGAAAGACGAAGUCAAGGUAGCUUUAGUUCUGUUCCAUCCCAGCCUCCAAAUAUAAAAUCACCAUUUAAGCCAGUAAUAGAUGGCUCUGUGCUUAAAAAUGACAUAAAACAAAAAUUAGCAAAGGAGCGGAGAGAAGAGAAAAAAAGACAAGAUGAUGCUAAUAGAGAGACACAACUACUUGAAAAAGAAAGAAAGUCUAAGAUCGUAUAUGAAAAACAGAUGGAAGAGAAACAGCGAAAGCUGAGGGAACAGAAAGAAAAAGAUGAACAACGGAGAAUAUCUGCAGAAAAAAAGAGAAACGAAAUGCUAGAGGAAGAAAGGGAGAAAUUCAAAGCCGUCCUUCAUCGUACACUGGAAAGGAGCAGCCACAUUAACCGUCCAAAAAGAUGGUCAUGGGAAGGCUGUACAACAGUCAAUUCCCAAAAUAAGACUGUCAGUAAACAUUCUACAUCUACUGAAAAGCUUGAGCAGGGGACUUGUGGAUUACACAGACAAAUGUCAUCUACUGGUCUUCAAAAUUCUGUUGCCAAGAAAACACCAGAAAAGAGGCGAAGUUCAUCUUUGACUAGAAGAUGUAGCAGACUGCAUUCAUCUACAGAAACAGAACAAGUAGAAGAAAAACGACCUGGCAUCCACAAUAUAAUCCAGUAUGUAAACAUGCCCCUGCUUAGGCUUAGCAGUGAUGAAUUGAAGAGUCCCAUAGUGCCUCGCAAGUCAACAGCAGUGAUGCCUUUCCAGGAGAAAGUAGAAAUACCUUCCAAGGCUAGUGUGGGAGUGGCUCACAAGGCGAGUGUGGAAGUGCCCCCUGAGGUGAGCGUUGAAGCACUCACCAAGGCAAGCUUGGAUGAAUCCCUCCAGGUGAACAUGGAAGCACCCCCUGUAGUGAGCGUGGAAGCAUUCCCAGAGGAGAGCAUGAAAGAACACCCCAAGGUGAGUGUGGAAACACUCCUGGAGGUGAGCAUGAAAGAACACCCUACGGUGAAUGUGGAAGCACUCACGGAGGAGAGCCUGAAAGAACACCCCAAGGUGAGUGUGGAAACACUCCUGGAGGCGAGCAUGAAAGAACACUCUGAGGUGAACGUGGAAGCACUCCCGGAGGAGAGCAUGAAAGAACACCCUGCGGUGAAUGUGAAAGCACUCAUGGAGGAGAGCAUGAAAGAACACCCCAAGGUGAGUGUGGAAACACUCCUGGAGGCGAGCAUGAAAGAACACUCUGAGGUGAACGUGGAAGCACUCCUGGAGGAGAGCAUGAAAGAACACCCUGCGGUGAAUGUGGAAGCACUCGCAGAGGAGAGCGUGAAAGAACACCCCAAGGUGAGUGUGGAAACACUUCUGGAGGCGAGCAUGAAAGAACAUUCUGAGGUGAACAUGGAAGCACUCCCGGAGGAGAGCAUGAAAGAACACCCUGCGGUGAAUGUGGAAGCACUCGCAGAGGAGAGCGUGAAAGAACACCCCAAGGUGAGUGUGGAAACACUCCUGGAGGCGAGCAUGAAAGAACACUCUGAGGUGAAUGUGGAAGCACUCCUGGAGGAGAGCAUGAAAGAACACCCUGUGGUGAAUGUGGAAGCACUCGCGGAGGUGAGCAUGGAAGCACCCCCCAAGGUGAGCGUGGAAGUACUACCAGAAGUGAACAUGGAAGGACCCUCUGUGAAUGUGGAAACAUCACCUGAGACAAGUGAGGACCUAUCCCUUGAAGCGCAUGUGGAUCCAUCCCCAGAGGUGAGCAUGGACUCAUCCACAGAUGUGAGUGUGAACCCAUCUCCUGAAGUGAGCAUGGACUCAUCCCAGGAGGUGAGCACGGAAGCAUCAUCUGAGGCUAGUGUGGACAUAUCUCCCGAGGCGAGCAUGGAAACACUCCCUGAGGAGAGUGUGGAAACAUCCCCCGAGGAGAGUGUAGAAGCAUUCUCAGAGAUAAGCAUGGCUGCACUCCCAGAGGAGAGUGUGGAGGUGCUCUCCAAGGAUAGCACGAAAGGGCCUUCUGAGGCAAGUGUGGAGGUGUCCCUGGAGACCUCCCCUGAGGUGACCGUGGAAAUAUCUUCCAAGAAAUCAGAAAUGGACGAACAGCCCUCAAACCCUAUUACCAAGAAGCGCAUACCACCAUCGCAGAUACCGUGUUAUAGAUGGUCGUCAUCUCCUACAAGAAGGUGGCGUCCACCAUCUCCCAUCAGUACUAGCAGGCAAAUUCAAAAGAAUUGCCCCCCGUCACCUUCACCUGGCACGUCAAAACAAUCGACACAGUUUUGUUUUUCCUAUAAAGUAACUCCUGUGCAGCGUACCGCAUUUGCACAAAAUGCAUUAGGUACUAUGGGAAUGAAAAGCAAAGCCGGUUCUAACACCGUUAACAACUCUGAGACUGCAAGCCAAAAGGAUAUGAUCUGUGAAGAAUCUGGUAAUAAAGGCACACCAGGACCUAAGAAUGCUGAGGAGGCAACAAAGAUUUUGGCAGAAAAACGACGCCUUGCUCGUGAGCAAAAAGAGAAAGAAGAAAGACUACAAAAAGAGAUGGAACAAAGGAAAAUGAAAGAUGUAGCAAAGAAAGUGGAUGAAGGUCAAGAAGACAAGUUUUCAAAAUUUGGAGAUGGGCAACAACCAAAGGAGAUGAAGAAGAGAGAAAGUCAGGAACAAGAAGACCAAAAAGUAGAACUCCAGAAAAGCGAUGCCAAAAUAAAAGCUCAGGAGGAGGCUGACAAACGCAAGAAGGAGCGUGAGAGGAUUAUGUUACAAAAUCUGCAGGAGAGAUUAGAAAGAAAAAAGAGAAUUGAGGAAAUUAUGAAGCGGACGAGAAAGCCAGAUUCAAAUGCCUCAAAGGCUGCAGAAACAUUGAGUGGUGAUGCGUAUGAGGAGGAUGAGGCAGAUGAUGAGGACGAAUCAGAAAGUGACAAUGAUUCCUUUGAUGACAUGCAUCCAUCAGCUACUAUAAAUGGCAUGGAUUCAUCCCCAAAACCAAAAACACAUGUUAAAAAUGUGAGGAACACUAGCAAGUUUUUAGAUGUGACUUCUAGCCAAAUCCAUAAAGAAGAGACAAAAGCAUUUUUAAAUACUGACAUGAAGACCUUCAGACAAAAAAGAGUAAAAGACCCUUUGAAUCAGACAAAGAGUACCAGAUCCUCCACCAAAAGACCAACCAACCGAGCAGCAAAAACUGGAAAGGCGGAAACCAGCAGCACCAUGGGACCUUCCAAGAGUUCACAUUCAGAGGUACAGAAGUGGGUGUGUGACCAAAUUAUCGACUUCUCAAGCGAGACAGAACAACCUGUAUCCAGUUUCCCUCCUGAGAGCCCAGAACACCAGCCGAGAGGCUCUGUGACAUCCUGCUCGAGUCACCAGCCACCUAUAGACAACAAAAACAGAAGUGAAUCUGUGCCUGCUCCAUUAGAUAUGUAAACCUCAUCCAGCCUAGAAGAGAAUCCAUUCUCCACUCUGGAUUUUGACCUCCAGGCCCACCUUUCAAAAUUUCUCUGCUUCCUACAUGAACCCGGCAAAGAAAAUGACUCUCAGAAAAAAAAUCAUCUUAACGUAUCUCAGAAGAUGCUCAUAUCAUCUUGGGUCUUGCCCAUAAGCAAGGGUUCUGAGUAAAGAGUCAUUUUAUUUUGCUGUAAAAA
Molecule: messenger RNA, 3777 nt
Organism: Cervus elaphus (red deer)
Lineage: Eukaryota; Metazoa; Chordata; Mammalia; Artiodactyla; Cervidae
Gene: MAP7D3
Product: MAP7 domain containing 3
Exons: 18
Coding region: 110-3559 (1149 amino acids)
Biological process (GO): microtubule cytoskeleton organization
Cellular component (GO): microtubule cytoskeleton
Source: RefSeq, a predicted model, not a curated record